UCCAAGAUGGAAGCUCAGAGGCGCGUUUCCUGAGCUCGUGUUGUUCAGCGGCAGUUUGAACUAAAACCGAGGCCGAGUGUGUUUCACACCCAGGAAAUAACUAACUCUUAUCAGCAGCACUUCACGUCCACACAAACUAACCCCGCUGAAAGCUAAAAACACACAAAAUGGCUGCUAAAAAGAAGCGGACGCCUCAAGCACAAAAUGACAGCUGGGUUGUGGUUGCUGCAGACUCUGUCAUCGACACAAAGAAACACGACAGCGACCCAGCUUUUGUGAGACUGAGGAAUCCAUCAACAGAUGCAGCAUCUCUGUACAUGUUGGGUGCCGGCGAUGCUCAGAUGUACGAGGUCAAAGCGUUCGAAGAAGAAUUCCACUCCUGGUUUGUCGGUCAGACUGUGCAGAGAGAUGGAAGACUUCUCUUUGUUACUCCAAUGGAUCCUCUUUUCCUUAUUUUACCCUAUUUGAUUAAAGCUGGAAAAGAGGGGAAGUUCCAGCCUGUGGAUCAGAUUGUUAUGGAUGAGGAAUUCCCAGUUUGUCCGAGGCUGCUGAGCUGCACACGUUCCCUGGCCUCCCUGCACCACAUUGCAGAGGAAAAAGAGGUGGGAAGCCUGAAGUUCCAUCGAUAUAGCCAAGAGAAGACAAUGAAUUGGUUAAAGAAAAAGGUGGAGAGGACAGUUGUUGCUCUCAAGAAGAAAAAUAUCUGCGUGGGUGAAGGAGUCAAAUCCACAACAUACAUCAGAGUGAAGUCAGAGUCAGGGUACCAUGAGGAGGACUACCUGCGCUACGCCCACGGCCUGAUAUCAGAGUACACCAGUGAAGACCUGAGCAAAGCCCUUCUCAAACACUUGCAGUUACCAGAGCUCACGAGCCCAAAGGAAACCGAGCCUCCUUCCAAGAAGCGGAAACUUUCAGACAAUGCGGUGGAGGCCGGAGAGGACUACACCAAAUUCAACAGUGCAGACUUUGCCCGGAAACCACCCAAGAAGAUGACGGCUGCUCAGAAAACUCUGGCUAAGGUGGACAAGACUGGCAUGAAGACCAUGUCAUCCUUCUUCAGCCCCAAAGGCAAAACAGAGAAGAAAUGAACGUUGUAUAGUUUCCGGUUUGUACGUGACACCUUUUGUAAUAAAGAAAUGAAAAGAAA
Molecule: messenger RNA, 1147 nt
Organism: Hippoglossus stenolepis (Pacific halibut)
Lineage: Eukaryota; Metazoa; Chordata; Actinopteri; Pleuronectiformes; Pleuronectidae
Gene: rnaseh2b
Product: ribonuclease H2, subunit B
Exons: 11
Coding region: 168-1088 (306 amino acids)
Biological process (GO): ribonucleotide metabolic process; RNA catabolic process
Cellular component (GO): nucleoplasm; ribonuclease H2 complex
Source: RefSeq, a predicted model, not a curated record